This is a messenger RNA of Cervus elaphus (red deer), 4467 nucleotides long. Its product is annotated as tumor necrosis factor receptor superfamily member 10A-like. NCBI's taxonomy places the organism in Eukaryota, Metazoa, Chordata, Mammalia, Artiodactyla, Cervidae. The coding region runs from base 227 to 1357 and encodes 376 amino acids. Gene Ontology annotation, biological process: TRAIL-activated apoptotic signaling pathway; positive regulation of apoptotic process. Gene Ontology annotation, molecular function: TRAIL binding. The record is from RefSeq and is a predicted model, not a curated record. Gene Ontology annotation, cellular component: plasma membrane; cell surface. The transcript is spliced from 10 exons.
ACCAAGGAGACUUAGGGGUCCCGGCUCCUCUCCUGAGCCACGCGUGAUUGGCUGGAAGUGGUAAUGAUUACAUCAGCAGGCACUGGUUCAUUCGCUACCCCGGGUGGCGCAAUCCCAGGGCGGGGUGGUAUAAACGUAGAAGCAGGCUCAGAUUAAAUAGCAGAUCUCGGCUCCGCGCACCUCCUAGAGGCGAUCUCGCGCCCCACGAAACACACUUUCAUUUCUGAUGGCUCUGGCGGCUGUCACCCCGCGGCAACCUGGACAGCGAACGCUGCCGGACCGCACCUGGCAGCGGAGACAGAGGACACCGGCCUCCUCGAGCUCCCGGGGAGGGUGCACCCAGGGCCCCAGGCCUCGGCUCCGGGGCCCCUGGGCUCUCAUCUUCGUCGUCUUGGGUGUCUUGCUGUUGGUCAAACCUGCUUCAGCCAUUUCUAUAAGGAAGGAUGAAGUUCCCCAGCAGUUAUCAGCCCCACUGGAAUGGAUCCGCCAACAGAACUUAUGUCCACCAGGAUUCUAUAUGGAAGAAGUCAGUGGAGGUUGUGCCCCUUGCACCGAUGGGACAGACUACACCAAUCAUUCAAACACCCUCCCUUCUUGCUUACCUUGCACGACUUGCAAAUCAGAAGAAGAAGAAAAAAACCGCUGUACCUCCAGCAAGGACACUGAGUGUCAGUGCAAACCCGGCACUUUCCGUGGAGAAGAUGCACCUGAAUUCUGUCAAAAAUGCAGCGCCGGGUGCCCUGAUGGGAAGGUCAUGGUCAUGAACUGUACCCCCUGGAGCAAUGUCAAGUGUGUGGACCAAGAAUCAGGCACUUCACCGCUGGUGACUAACAUUUUCACUGGACUUGGAAUCACAGUUGUAAUCACCUUUGUCCUAAUCAGAUGUGUUGUAUGUUGCUUCUCUAAAGACUCGGGGUGUCCCGCUUGCAGUCACAGGCCCGGGGCUCUUUGUUCAGUGUCUGUCCCUGGGGAGGGAGGUGCGGCCAGAGGGCCCUCCCCACCACUCAGUGGCGUCUCUUCUCUCCGAGGUUGCUUUGGUGAGUGCUGCCACAAGGAAAAGAAGCUGACAGAAGACAAUGCCCAGUCCCAAGAUGAAGCAAGCAGAGAGUCUGGUGAUCCUGCAUUGGUUUUGUUUUGCUUAUGGCUGCCUGUGCCAGAAUUUCAGAACCAUGUUUACGAGGCUCAGCUCUGUAAUCUAGGGCCCUCGAUGAAGACCAAGGCUGCUCUCCAUUGUGUUUUACAGAAACCAGCAGCAUCUGAAGGAUCUCAGGGGAGAAGAUGGCUGCUGGUUCCAACAGACGCCACAGAAAGCCUGAAGCUGUUCUUCAGUGACUCUGCAGCUAUCUCUCCCUUGUGACUUCUGUGAUUUGCUCCUGAGGCAGAUGGGCCUCACAUGAAAUGAGGUCCUUUGGCCAGAGAAUAGGCCUGGGUUUCUCCAGAUGCCGUGUGUGAAAUGCUGUCAGUCACCAAGAAGGGACAGGAGACCUCAGUCAACACCUUGCUGGAUGCUUGGAAAUGCUGGGGCAAAGACUGACAAAAGAGACAAUUCAAGAGCGCCUGCUGAACUCAGGAAAGUAUUAACAUGUUUAUGAAGAAAGUGAGACAGGCUGUGCUGUGCCCUAAGCGUUUGAGGACCUCAAUCUUUCCCUUCAGGACACACUCCUAAUUGACUUCUACUUUUUAUUUGUAUUUGUUUGAAAUUUGUUAUUCAUGUUAGUAUGUAUGCAUUCAAUGACGUUAACUUAUAAUGAAAGCGUUAGUCACUGAGUCAUGUCCAGCUCUUUGCGACCCCAUGGACUGUAGCCCACCAGGCUCCUCUGUCCAUGGGGUUUCUCCAGGCAAGAAUACUGGAGUGGGUUGCCAUUUCCUUCUCCAGGGGAUCUUCCCUACCCAGGGAUGGAACCUGGGUCUCCUGCACUGCAGGCAGACUUUUUACCAACUGAGCCACCAGGGAAGCCCCAUAACUUGUAAUAUACAUCAUUAAAGUGCAAACAUCUUGUAUGUCUUUGUACUUUUAUGUUUGUGCACAUAGUUAUAUGUGUUGAAACAACGUUUUGGAAAUAUAAUUUCUAGGCUGUUUAUGUGGGCUACCUGGUUGAGCACUGGCAAUCCAAAGCAAUUAGAAAUACAAAAGGAGGGCAUUCCCUGGCUGUUCAGUGGGUAGGACUCUGCGCUGAGAGCCCUGAGUUCAAUCCCUGGUCAGGAAGUAAGAUCCCAUAAGCCACGAGGCAAAAACAAACAAACAAACAAAAACCUACAAAACAGCAGCAACAACAAAGGAGAGCAAGCCCACUGCUGGGGGAAUUUGACCAGUUGGGAAUUGCCUGGCGACUUCUACAGGGUCCAGGCUUUAAACAUGGCAACUUUAUAGUUGUGUGAAUAUUCGUACUUUUUAUAGGGAGAUGUUGACAAGUGAGCAGAGCGGGAGAAGUGGCACGCCCACGCAGCGCUGUCUGGUGUCCGUGAGCGGGGCUGUGAUCCCCUGGGCUUCCUGUUGCUCACCUGGGAAGUCAGGGUGGGGCGUGGGUUAGAUAUGAGUGUCUGAUAGUUUCUGUGUCACGUCUGGUCUUAUCACCGACCUUCAUUCCAUCUGGGCUCAAGGAAGAGGACAGGGAUCUGCCAUGUUUUCUGGGAGGAAGAAUGGACGGGCUCCUGGGUUAUGUUCAGUGUUGGCUUGCUCAGCACUAGAUGGGUCCCCCUUGAUACUGGUGCUCUGAGCCCAGAAUUGCCUUUCUGUGUUUGAAUUGGCUAAUUAAGGGUCUCAGCCCCUCUGUAAGCUUUGACCUUCUGCAGGAAAGACACAGAAAUGCUGAUUCUUAAAUACUGUGAGAACUGACCCAAAAUGCCUACUAUAUUAGGGUUUUGUCUUUUUUUUUUAAUUAAAAAAGUUGUUUUUUUUUUUUUACUUCUGCUAAACCUUCUCCAUAGUAUUCCAAUCACUGCAGAAUAAUUUAAUGGCAGAAGCAAUUCUCAGGGGGUUUUUGGUCUAAUCCAUCUCAAGGCUUGUGUGUUGUCUUCCCUUAGGUUGACGUGACUGGUGUGGUCAAAACUGGAAUUGCCUAAAAUUUAGGUACAAAUGGAUCCAGUGUGUGGAGUUCCCCUGUGUUUUUAGAAGGGCUGAUGCCCAUGGUCUUUGUGCUACAUCCCUCUGGCCCUGAUGUCCCUCCCUUUCCUGGAAGUCAGGUGUUUCCUGUCUUUGCUGUUUCUUCUGUGAGGACACUCUGCCUUCAUCCCCAGAAGGAGAUAGAAAUGAAUUCUUGGGACUUCCCUGGUGGUUCAGUGGUUAAGACUCUGCACUCCCAAUGCAAGGAGCCCGGGUUCAAUCUCUGGUUGGGGAGCUGAGGUCCCACGUACCACAGCUAAGCACGUGCUCUGCAACUACUGAGCCCACGUGCUGUAGAGCCUGCACAUCACGACUAGAGAAGCCCGUGUGCUGCAAUGAAGAGUCUGCACAGCUGUAAUAAAUAAGAUACCAUAAAAUUUGAAACUGUCACCUAUAUACUACAAAAAGCAUGUCCAUUUGUAAAACUGUUUAAAAAAGUAGUCGUGUUAGGUCACUUGUCCCUUUCUCAGAAGACUUCCUUGAGUGCCCAUCUGAAGUAUCAGCCUUGUCAGUAUUUGUCAUGUAUAUUCAUUUGUACACGUUUCUUGUGUGUUUUACUAAUGAGAAUCUUCAAGAAACGUGAAACUUGACUCCUUUGUUACUUUCCUGUGGGUGCUUAGUCGCUCAGUCGUGUCCGACUCUGCGACCCCGUGAACUAUAGCCUACCAGACUCCUCUGUCCAUGGGAUUGAUUCUCCAGGCAAGAAUACUGGAGUGACUUGCCAUUUCCUACUCCAGGGGAUCUUCCCGAUCCAGGGAUCGAACUCGCGUGUCCUGUGUCUCCUGCAUUGCAGGCGAGUUCUUUGCCUGCUGAGCCAUCCGGGAAGCAUUACUGCUUUAUGCCAAUGCAAGUGUGACAAUUUAAAGUUUACUUGAAGACUGGAUGCCUGUUCAGGUUCCUCCCCAGUAAUGAAUGUGACCAAAUUAAAUAUGCAAUGUCAUAUAGAAAUUUUAUAAUUUUAUAUAAAUGUGCAAUUUUAUGAUUUUGAACCAAAUUGAAUAUUCAAUGUUAUAUACAAAUUUUGCAAUUUUCUAUAAAUAUGCAAUUUAAAGAAUUUGUGGUCAAAUAUGGAAUGUUAUAUAAAAAUUUUAUAUAAAUAAGCAAUUGGAUGAAUUUGUGACCAAAAUAAAUGGCAGUUACAUAGAAAUUUUGCAAUUUUAUGUAAAUAUGCAAUUUUAUGACUGUGACCAAAUUAAACAUGUGCUGUUAUAUACAAAUAUUAUAAUUUUAUAUAGUUUUAUACAUUUUGACAAAUGUGGAAUGUUAUAACAAGCAUAAGAACUAUUAAAAUUAUGAAAUUAUAAAGUUUUCUAUAAAUAUACAGUUUUAUGAAUUUGUGACCAAAUUAAAUAUGUAAUUUUACA